Molecule: messenger RNA, 837 nt
Organism: Symbiodinium necroappetens
Lineage: Eukaryota; Dinophyceae; Suessiales; Symbiodiniaceae
Source: the annotation of a GenBank genome assembly
AUGGGCUUCAAGUCUCUGUCCUCGCCAUUGGUCGAAUCUUUCCUCCACGUCCAUGAGAAGCACGGCACCUACAGCAUGCUGGAGAUGAGAGCUCUUGAGCUGAUGGAUUCGGCCGUCGUGUCGGCCCAGAACUUCUCCCAAUGCGACAAGGACAGCAAGGCCAUGCGCGAGAGCUGGCAGCGUGCGAUGUGGGCCGAGGAGAGAAGCCAGGAGGCUUUGUUGGAGGCCUGGGCUGCCACGGUGUCCGGCGCAGAGCGGCUUCUCAUCGCCCUGAACCACGAGCAGCUCUUGUUGCGCCUCGUAGAUUUUGCCAAGGAGGACAUGGACAUGGAACCAUUUUGUGCCGACACGCAGCGGCUGGCGCAGCAGUUCUAUGGUCGGGCCGUCUCCUUGUUGGACCGUGCCGCGUGGCCCCUGGUGCAGCAGGCGAUCACCUUUCAGGCCGUGGCAUCUUACCAGGAGCAGCAGCUGCAACUGAAGCACUUGCAGUACGUCCCCUUGCCCGAGAUUUGGCAGACCUUGAAGAAGCAGCUCGCUGCCGUGGCGGAGCCCUCGCAGCCGGAAGGUUUGCAGGUGGCCGCAGAGGCGCUGGCGGCCAUGGGCCCGGAGCUCUGUCCUGCGCCCCAAAGCUGCCCACGAGGACUUCAGCUCGCCCAGGGCUUCGAGGCCCACGGCCGUGCCUGCCAAGCCGCUGCAAAGACGGUGCAUGUGAUGUCGCCGCACGCGGCAGCCGGCUUGGUCCAGCAGCUGCGCCUGCGUCCGGAGCCUCUGCGCAGCUUGGCGUUGCUGCGCGAGGUGGAGGUGGCGGUGGAAGGUCGCCAAGGGGCACCAGCUUGA